UCCUCUUCUCUCCCAGUUGCCGCUGUGCGCUUCUCAUCAUCCCCAUCACCGGAGCGCGGACAGGAUGGAGGCCCUGCUAAAUGAGUGGCUGUGGCAGGAGGAGUACUGGCUUCCUGCUGGCAUGCACUGGCAGGACAUUAGGAUGAAAGAGGACGAGGGCCGCUUCCCUCUACCCAGGGAUCUUAUCUACACCUUGCCUCUGGCCUUCGCCUUUAUAGCCCUCAGAUAUGUCUUUGAGAGGCUCAUCGCCAGCCCAUUAAGCAAAUGUUUAGGUGUGAAAGACCGGAUUCGGAUUCGAGCCGCUUCCAUCCCAAAGCUGGAGACCUUCUACAAACAGAACAGUCGGCAACCAUCACAGAGUGAGGUGGUAAGCUUGGGGAAGCAGUGUGGACUCUCCCAGAGAAAGAUCCAGACCUGGUUCAGACACAGAAGGAACCAGGACCGACCCAGCAACACCAAAAAGUUCUGCGAGGCCUCCUGGCGUUUUGUCUUCUAUCUCGUAGCGUUCACUGGAGGGCUCGGCUCUUUAAUUAAUACUUCAUGGUUCUGGGAUGACAGCGAGUGUUGGAGGGGAUAUCCCAAACAGCCGGUGGCCGAGGCUCAUCACUGGUAUUACAUCUUGGAAAUGGGCUUCUAUGUGUCAUUGCUUCUGUGUGUCUCUGUGGAUGUCAAGCGAAAAGAUUUCAAAGAGCAGGUGAUUCAUCAUAUCGCCACCAUAUUCCUCAUUGGUUUCUCCUACUGUGCCAACUUUGUGAGGGUUGGCACUCUGGUGAUGUUGGUGCAUGACUCUUCUGACUUCCUUCUGGAGUCUGCCAAGAUGUUUCACUAUGCUGGCUGGACGAGGACGUGUGACUCGCUGUUUGUCAUCUUCGCUCUGGUCUUCCUGGUGACCAGGCUGGUGGUGCUACCUGGCAGAGUGCUCUACUCAACCCUGGUAGUAUCUCUAGAGUUCUUCGGCCCCUUCCCUGGUUAUUAUUUCUUUAAUACGCUGCUGUUAGUGCUGCAAGCUCUCCACAUCUUCUGGGCUUAUCUCAUCCUGCGCAUGGUCUACAAGUUUGUGUUCCUGGGCAAGGUGGAGCGUGAUGAACGUAGCGAUGAGGAGAGUGAAGUGGAUGAUGAGGAGGAAGAGGAGGAGCCUGAGGAAGAAGGGGACGAGUGCAGCUGGGAGCAAAGAAAAGGUGCAAUCAACUCCAAACUGGCAUCGCUGGCUAACAACUGUGUCCUGAACAACCUCACCAACCAGAGGAAUAUAAACAGCAGACUGCCCAAAGCCAGAUAGUGGAGCAGUGUCCUUCCACAUCUAC
Molecule: messenger RNA, 1304 nt
Organism: Morone saxatilis (striped sea-bass)
Lineage: Eukaryota; Metazoa; Chordata; Actinopteri; Moronidae
Product: ceramide synthase 2-like
Exons: 11
Coding region: 65-1279 (404 amino acids)
Biological process (GO): ceramide biosynthetic process
Cellular component (GO): membrane
Molecular function (GO): DNA binding; sphingosine N-acyltransferase activity
Source: RefSeq, a predicted model, not a curated record